AGGGAAUCGAUUAUCACCCAAUCUGUCUGUCUUUCGAUUAAACUUACCAAAUCAUUUUCCUUAGUUGUGAAGUUCCGUGAAACUUCGUGAGAGUUUACAUUCAAUUUCAAACUCGACUUCAACUCCCAGACUUCCAGAGGAACAAGACAAUGCCAGACCAAUCUGUACAGUCGCCAAGAUCUGAAGAUGGUUGUCAAAUCAUGGUGACUACACCUGAUUCAUCUCCCGCGUACUCAAUGUCGUCUACGCCAUGGCCUGACCCUGAGCCUGGCCAAGCGCUCUGGAAGAGUCAGUCAUGGGCAGGAUGGACUCGAGAUCUCGAACAUGAGCUCAAAACAAUUCAAGCGGAAUACGACGACUACAUUGAUCGCGUCGAGGACCGCCUCCGAUCUGAAAAGAAAAGGAAUAAAGCAUUGAUCAGGGAGGUUCAACGUCUCAACGAGGAGUUAGAUGCCGCGAAAAAGGUCAAUGGCAUCGAAAAGCUGCAGCGCCAGAACGCGCUGGCGCUGAUUGAUGCCGCUAGACAGGAACUUUUAACUUCCGCCAGCGAGUACGAUUCCAAGUCGUCUUUCAUGAGGAUACUUACCAAGUUGGGUUUGUCUCGUAGUAAGUGAUUCCGUCAGGAUAAGGCGUUUGUUACGGAGGAAUGGAUACGGCCCAGGUGGCUGGUGCAAUUUGGGAUGUUACUUGCAACUUGAUAAUUUGAUAUUAUUGAACUGAGAAUAUGAGAUAGUGCUCGCGAUGAUUUUGUGAGCUUGUGAGAGAACGCUA
Molecule: messenger RNA, 771 nt
Organism: Colletotrichum godetiae
Lineage: Eukaryota; Fungi; Ascomycota; Sordariomycetes; Glomerellales; Glomerellaceae
Exons: 2
Source: RefSeq, a predicted model, not a curated record